GAAAAAAUAAUUAAUAAAUAUUGUUAAGGUAGUACUGGUACGACAAAUGGUAGGCUCGUCCUUUUUGACUCUGAAUAUCAUCAAAGGAAAGAAAAGUCUUUUCCUUCUCAAUUUAAUUUAUUUUCUUUCCAAAUUUAAUUUUUAUUUUAUUCGAUUUUAUAUAUAUAAUCAUUUCUUUAAUUUUCGCUUUUUUUGGAGGGAUGCAUUUCCUUUUCUCUCUCCAGCUUUCCCUCUCAAUGCUGUGUAGUUAAAGAGGCUGCUGCUUUCGUUAAUAGCAAAGAAAACCCAACUUGGAUUUUUUGUUCUCUGGAUUUCUACUACUACUAUUAAUCAACCAUUCUUUUUCUUUUUCUAAAAAGCCUGGAGGGGUUUUGUACUUUGAACCCUUUUUUCUCUGCAAGAAUUUAGAGGGAUAGGGAGAAGGCAGUAAUCAAUCCAAUAUGUGCAACGGUUCAGAGGAAAAAGCUUGUUCUGCUGAAUUAGCUACAGAAGGUUUUGUACAUAGUUCCUCAGAUUUACUUGAACUAUCAGCUACUGAUGAUAUUUCUGCCUUCAUAAAUGCCGUGGAAAAGGAGGGGCGUCCUGUUGAUGAGUUUUCUGUGUGGUACGGUCGAAGAAUUGGUUCCAAGGAAAUGGGAUUUGAGGAAAGGACACCUCUCAUGAUUGCUUCUAUGUUAGGGAGCAAGCAGGUUGUAAAAUAUAUACUUGAAAAGGGUGGGGUUGAUGUCAAUAGGGCAUGUGGUUCUGAUGGUGCUACUGCACUCCAUUGCGCUGUUGCCGGCGGUUCUGCUGUUUUAGAAGAGAUUGUAAAGCUUUUAAUUGAUGCAUCGGCUGAUGUAAAUGCUCUUGAUGCUAAUGGGAAGCGACCGUUUGACUUGAUUUCUCAAGUUCGGAAUUCUUCCUUCAAUUCAAGGAGGAAGAUGUUGGAGGUCAUGUUAAACGGUGGAAUUUCUGUCCAUGGUUGCCCUGAAUCAGAUGAUGGACCGACUGAACAAACUGAAGGUCCAAGGGUGUCUUCACCAGUGACUGUUAGGGAUGGAACCGAGAGGAAAGAGUACCCUGUUGAUCCAUCUCUUCCAGACAUUAAGAAUGGCUUAUAUGGUACAGAUGAGUUCAGAAUGUAUACAUUUAAGGUCAAGCCUUGCUCAAGGGCUUACUCUCAUGACUGGACAGAGUGUCCCUUCGUCCACCCUGGUGAAAAUGCCAGGCGGCGUGAUCCAAGAAAGUACCACUACAGUUGCGUUCCAUGCCCUGAUUUUCGGAGGAAUACUUGCCAGCGGGGUGAUGCUUGUGAAUAUGCACAUGGGAUUUUUGAGUGUUGGCUUCACCCUGCACAAUAUCGAACACGGCUGUGCAAGGAUGAGACCAACUGUACACGAAGGGUGUGUUUCUUUGCACACAAAGUAGAAGAACUUCGGCCGUUGUAUGCUUCCACUGGUUCAGCAGUACCUUCCCCUAGAUCAUUCUCUUCUGGACUGUCUUCAUUGGACAUGGCAUCAAUGAGUCCCCUAGCACUUGGUUCCCCUUCUAUCAUGAUGCCUCCGUCCUCAACACCCCCUAUGAGUCCUAGAGGAUCUUCCUCUCCUAAUGGUGGAUCCAUGUGGCCGAAUCAGUCCACUUUUGCUCCUCCAACCUUGCAGUUACCUGGAAGCCGACUGAAAAGUGCAUUGAAUGCUAGAGAUGUUGAUCUGGAUACUGAAUUUGUUGGACGCGAUGCUCGAAAUCAGUGGCGCCAACAGUUUGUGGAUGACAUAUCUUGGCUUCCUUCACCAUUGAGCUGGAAUACUGGAUCAGGCUCUGGUGCAGCUUUUGCUGCUUCAUCUGUUGAUCGAAGUGGAGAUGGAGCUAGGCAUCCUAACUUGAAACCAACUAACCUUGAUGAUAUUUUUGUUGGUCUUGAUUCUUCAGUUUUGACUCAUCAGCUUCAAGGGCUGUCUCUGGAUGCUGCAUCAAGCCAGCUGCUUUCUCCAACCGGCUCCCAGAUGCGGCAAAAUAUGAAUCAGCAGCUGCUCUCGGCAUACACUUCUGGUCUGUCUUCAUCCCCAGUUAGGACAUCAUCGCCUUCAUUUGGUAAUGAUCCAUCAGGGUCUGCAUCUGCCUUUUCAAAUUCAAGGGCUGCUGCUUUUGCGAAACGGAGCCAGAGUUUCAUUGACAGAACUCCAGUAAGCCGUCACUCUGGGAUGUCGUCGCCACGUGCUUCUGCAGCUGUUAUGCCAGCACCUUUUUCAGACUGGAGCUCACCUGAUGGAAAGUUGGAUUGGGGCAUCCAGAAAGAAGAAAUUAGCAAGAUGAGGAAAUCUGCUUCAUUCGGGUUCAGGAGUAAUGGCAGCAGUUUUGCAUCAUCCUCAGUUUCAAAUUCGGCAGAUUUGCCUUGGGUUCAUUCUUUGGGGAAGGAAGUCCCUCCUGAAAAUCUUGGUCCAGUUGAUUUUGACAAUGAAGAUCACAGGCAAUACCUUCGAAACAGUGGAGGAUCAGAGACACUUCCUUCAUGGAUAGAUCAGUUAUACAUGGAGCAGGAGCAGAUUUUGGCUUAAAAUCAAAUAUUGACUGCAUUCAUUAUUUGCUAAUUUUACAUAAGCUAAAGUUAAUUCCAAUUUUUUCAUUUAUAUUGAUGUUCACCAUGUUUAGGUGAAUAUAUUUAGAGAGAAAAUGAGGAACACUGAAAUAAUGGCAGAGAAAGUUUUGCCCUUUCCGCAGAUUUUGAUAGAUUCAGAUAUAGAUAUUUUUAUUCGAGGUUGUUCUUCCAUUAAUACCAAAAUGAUUGUUCAUCUACAUUACAAGACUUCAGAAAGUGUUAGUCUUGGGGUCAUUCUGGGAUUUCUUUGUUGAUCUCAGAAAGAUAAUGUAUUGCAUCACAUAUAUACGUAAUAAUGCAUCAUGUGACAAAGAAGUUGCAUCAUUUUGGCCAUCCAAUGUUUCAAAACUUUGGUUCUUUCAUGUCCAUUUCCUUUUCUCUUUUCACCUUUUAGAGAAAAUGGUGGAAAAUUGUUCGCCAUUUCCAUUAGAUGAAAUUUCCUUGUCCUUUCUCGUGGAAAUGAGGAAGGCACAGAAGCACUAAACAGGGUCCUUUUCGUUACCCUUUGCUGAAGCACUAAUGAUAUAGUACUAGAAAAAAAAAAGAAGGCAAUAUGUUAGAACGAAGGCACGAGGCAGUUGAUAGUUAUCUAGAACUAAAGAAAGAAUGAUGCUAAUGGAUGAUCUCAUGAUCUGUCCUCAAAAGCCUUAAUGGAUUUGGGAGGC
Oldenlandia corymbosa var. corymbosa is the source of this 3240-nucleotide messenger RNA. NCBI's taxonomy places the organism in Eukaryota, Viridiplantae, Streptophyta, Magnoliopsida, Gentianales, Rubiaceae. The record is from the annotation of a GenBank genome assembly.